AUGCAUAGUCACGGACACAGGCCCUCCACUAAUGAUUGUCUCUAUGGCUGAGGCCGCGCCAGGCCACUCACUGUAUGACUGUACUACUGGCCAGGCAUCUGCCGAGCCCAAGCCAGGGGCCAGCGCUAUCAGGAGGGAGGCCUGCUACAUCUCCAACUGUCCCAUCGGGGGCAAGAGGUCCGUCAUGGACUCUCCACAACGCAAGUGCAUGUUGUGUGGGCCAGGGGAGCAGGGCCGCUGUUUCGGCCCCAGUAUCUGCUGUGGGGAAGGGCUGGGCUGCUGGAUGGGCUCCCCAGAGACGGCACGCUGCAUGGAGGAGAACUACCUGCCCACCCCCUGUCAGGCAGGAGGGAGACCCUGUGGAUCUGAAGAAGGACACUGCGCUGCACCAGGCAUCUGUUGUGACUCAGAGGGGUGCAGUGCUGACCAAUCCUGUCUGGCAGAGGAGGAAGGCGAUAAUCAAAUCAGCCAAUCAGAGGGCAGCGAUGACGCCCUCCUCAGGCUCCUUCACAUGGCUGGCCACACCCCUCCUCAUCGAGUCCACCAAUGAGCUGCCAAUGAUGCCAGGUUUCCAUGGGGGUCACUUGAGAGAUUGGUUGUUAGGAUUUGUAGUUCAAGGUAACCUAGUUGUAGUUCAUUGAUUCAUUCAUCUAUUUAAUAUAAUAAUAAUAUAUGCCAUUUAGCAGACACUUUUUUCCAAAGAGACUUACAGCCAUGUGUGCAUACAUUCUACGUAUGGGUGGUCCCGGGGAUCGAACCCACUACCCUGGUGUUACAAGCGCCAUGCUCUACCAACUGAGCUACACAGGACCACACCUACACACCCAUUUACUGGCCUCCUUCUGUUUAUAGGCAACCUCACUGGAUUGGAACCUGUGCACUCCUCUGUAGAUUGCCUUUGUAUUCCAUACUAAUAAUAAUAUAUUUUAUGUACUGUAUGUAUAGGAAUAGCUAUCAUUAAUCUUACAAGUGUUAAGAGUCCCCACGUGUA
Molecule: messenger RNA, 991 nt
Organism: Oncorhynchus gorbuscha (pink salmon)
Lineage: Eukaryota; Metazoa; Chordata; Actinopteri; Salmoniformes; Salmonidae
Product: isotocin-neurophysin IT 2-like
Exons: 4
Coding region: 75-641 (188 amino acids)
Cellular component (GO): extracellular region; secretory granule
Molecular function (GO): neurohypophyseal hormone activity
Source: RefSeq, a predicted model, not a curated record